GUUUUUUGAGAUAAGUGUUCGGUGUCUUGGGUGAUUGUUUUUAUUUUAGUGACUUGUGUUAGUGCCUACUUUCAAAUAUGGGAGAUUUUAUAAUGUACUGUGGAUUUUAAGUGUUUUUUGGAUUACCUUUCUUUUUAUGUUGACAAAAAUGAAGGGGAAAAUACGGUUGUGGUGGUGGCCGACUCUUCUCCUUUGUGCGGUUCAUACGACAUGGGGGUUUGAAGAAGAAAAAUGUAUAAAAGAUGAAGAAGAGGUCUACCCCAAGAAGUACUUCCAGUACUUGGAGAAUGAGAAAUCGUUGACCAUAAACCUAGAUACGUCCAACCGCAUCACGCACCAGCUCAGCACUCACAUCUUCUACAUCUACGUCAAAGAAGUGCUCGGCUACCCCAAGGUCAACAUCACCUUCAACGAGGACCACUUCCAGAUCGAGUCUGCCAUAGAGAGGCUCAGCGAUUACGUGGAUCGCAACAAGACGAUACCGGAGGCCACCAUCAACCUGGAGGUGUGGGCCAGCCCCGACUACGACACCUUCGCCAAGGACCUGGUGAAGGAGUGCGGCAGCGUUGGGCCGCCUGGCCGCUUCGGCUGGUUCAUCCCCAAAACUCUAUCGGGGCCGGUUAGGAGGUAUUACGGCCCUGCGGCGUGGACCAACAGCAUCCAGGAGGUGCACUGGACGCUGUUCUUGGACAGGCAGUUGGUGAGCUUUUUCAAUGUGGAGAGAGACGUGCUGGAUAGGAUCGAACGGGAAAUAUUCCGUAUGGAUCAAUCCAAGUACAUCUGUAACAAUUCGACCUUAUGCCGCAACAGCAUGUACACCCCCAAACAAUGCCGAAACCAGACCUGCGCAGUCCUGCUGGCCCCCGAGUUCAACUCCACCAGCUUCCUCAUCGACCAGAUCCAAGAGACGGGCCUCCUCAUCAAGGUGCUGUGGCUGGGCGAUCACCUCCAGGCGGUCAUCGAGCACCUCAAAGAGAGAUACGGCAGCGACAACAGGAGGAGCCUGCUGUUCUUCUACUGGUACCCCAGCGAGAUAGUGCUGCAGGAGGAGAACUACAUCAACGUGCAGUUCAAGAACAACGAGUUCUACAACUUCACGCACGAGAAGACGGUGGGCUACAAGUACGAGAUGCACAGGCUGGUCAAACUAGCCUGGGAGAAGGUGGCGAAGAACGCAGAACCUCUCUAUCUGGGCCUCAGGCACUUCAAAUUAGAUGAGAAGGACUACGAUUUCCUGUUGAGGCGGUACGUGGAGGUCAAAGGCAACGUGAAGGACGCGAGGAGGAAUGUGACAGACGUGAGGCGGAUCGCCUGCGAGUGGAUGCAACAGAACAAAGAGGUGUGGAACAAUUGGAAGGGGUACAACACGAAGCAGAAGAUCUACAUCGGGGGGAUUUUUCCGAUGAUGGCCACGUCGUACAACGGCAAAGGGAUAGCCGCGGCUGCUUUGAAGGCGACUAAGGCGAUCAACAGUAACGAUAGCCUGCUGAAGGACUACGAACUGCGGCUGAUCAUCAGCGACGGCAACUGCCAGCCGGACGCCGUCAUGAAGAACUUCAUCGACUUCAUCGCCGACGGUGAGUACUACAAGAAGAUGGUCGGCGUGCUGGGGCCUGCCUGCUCGGAGACCGUGGAGCCGAUCGCCGGCGUCUCCAAACACUACCGCGUGCUGAUCGUGUCUUACAGCGCGGAGGGGGCCAGCUUCUCCGACCGGCUCAAGUACCCCUACUUUUUCCGGACGAUCGGCGAAAACCAGCACUACAAGCACGUGUACAUGUCGCUGUUCAAGCGUUUCGGGUGGAAAAGGGUGGCCGCCCUCACCGAAGACGGGCAGAAGUACACCGAAUACAUAUCGCUGAUGAGCGACGAGCUGGAGAAGAACGGGAUCAAGUUCAUAGCGAACAAGAAGUUUCCCAGGGAAAAGAGCAACGAAGACAUGAAAUACUAUUUGGCCGAUCUGAAGAGCAAACGCGCGCGCAUCAUCAUCGCCGAUGUGGUGGACAGUGUUGCCAGGACCGUGAUGUGCGAGGCGUACAAGCAGGAUAUGACAGCCGUGCAGGGGUACGUGUGGUUCCUGCCGGUAUGGCUGGACAACAGGUGGUACGACACCGACUACUACAACGCCAAGCUCAAGGAGGUCAUCAACUGCACCACCAAGGAGAUGAAAGAGGCCAUCACUGGUUACUUUGCCAUGACGCACACAUACUAUGCCGACAACGAUUCCAUGAUGCAGGAAGGCAUCACAGUUGGAAAAUGGAGGGAACAGAAUAGUGUGAACUCAUCGAACUAUGCAGGCUUCGCUUACGAUGCCGUUUGGACGUAUGCUUUCGCAUUGAACAAUCUCUCGAAGACGGAUCCUGAGGCCAUGUCCAAUCUGCAUACGGAAGUCACAACCAAUAAGUUGGUUCGUUUGGUCGAAGCCACGGACUUUCAAGGCCUUUCCGGCCGCAUCAAGUUUCGCGGCGGUCCAUCCAGAUUCUCCAUCAUCUCCAUCGUCCAGUGGUACGACGACACGCUGAACACCAUCGGGUAUUUCCAUCCGAAUCUGACCAACGACAAACCCGAGAUCUUGGGAGGGAAUUUGCAGUUGAACGACACGGCCUUCAAGUGGUUCACGCCCGAUGGGCGGGUGCCCGCUGACGGCACUUUACCGCCGCCCUCGUGCGCCGUCGAAGGUCUUGCGCGGGCCUUCGACGUCGAGUGCCAGACGGCCGUCAUCAUCCUCAAUGUGAUCGUCGCCGGCGUCCUGCUGCUCGGCGUCGUCGGCGUCUGCUUCUACAUGAAGCGGAAGUACGACAGGAAGGUGCAGAAGACCAAGAACUACAUGAAAGCCUUGGGCAUCCCGUUCGAUCCGAGACACUGCAGCGACCUCGACAAGUGGGAGAUCCACCGGGAAUCGGUGGUCAUCAACCGGAAACUGGGCGAGGGAGCGUUCGGUACCGUUUACGGCGGAGAAGCGAACCUCCGCGAAUCAGACACCAUUUGGACAGCCGUGGCCGUGAAGACCCUGAAGAUGGGCUCGACAGCCGAGGAGAAACUGGACUUCCUAUCGGAGGCCGAGGCGAUGAAGCGCUUCGACCACAAGAACAUCGUCAAGCUGCUGGGCGUCUGCACCAAGGACGAGCCGGUCUACACCAUCAUGGAGUUCAUGCUGUACGGCGACCUCAAGAACUAUCUGCUGGCGCGCCGACAUCUGGUCAAGUCGAAGAACGUCGACGAAUCGGAAGAGGUGUCCUCGAAAAGACUGACCAACAUGGCAAUGGACGUAGCCCGUGGCCUCAGCUAUCUGGCCGAGAUGAAGUUCGUCCAUCGGGACAUAGCUUCGCGAAACUGCCUCAUCAACGCGCAGCGCACCGUCAAAAUAGGCGAUUUCGGCAUGACUCGCGCCAUGUUUGACAACGACUACUACAAGUUCACCAGGCGGGGCAUGCUUCCCGUACGCUGGAUGUCGCCCGAGAGCCUUGCCUUGGGCGUGUUCACGCCCGCUUCGGACGUGUGGAGCUUCGGCGUGCUGCUCUACGAGAUCAUCACCUUCGGCAGCUUCCCCUUCCAGGGCAAGAGCAAUGCGCAGGUGCUGGAGUUGGUCAAGGAGGGGCACGUCCUGGAUAUACCGAAGGGCGUCAAACCGCAGCUAGUCGGCCUGAUCAAAUCCUGUUGGAAGCAGGAAUCCAAAGAGCGACCUACCGCCUCGCAGAUGGUCGAGUUCUUCGCGAACAACCCUCGAUUGCUCUCCCCCUGUCUUGACGGGCCGAUCUCCUCUGUGCAGAUUGGCGAUAGCGACCAGCUCGACAUCGGACGCAAGUGUAACGAGUCGUCGAAGGUGUCGCCUAGCAAGUCGGCGAACGGGUCAGCUUUCCGCACACAGAAUUCCAUGUUCGAAGACGAGCGCGAGCCUGACAACAUACCCAUGGAGGUCUGUUGCCCGAAAGAGCCUCUAUUAGGUCAAGGCAAGUCGAGCAGUUCGAAUUUGCUGAGUCGGCUGGUGGUCGGUAGCAGCAGAAGGGAGUCUGAGGAUGACGACGAGUAUCUGAACCAAAACGUCUCCGACAUCAGGCAGGAUAAUACGAACGUGUGAAUCGUUGUCGAGGAUGGUACAAUGGACUUGUGGAAUAGGAUUUUUUACGAAUAUUCGGAUCUAAGAGCUGUAAAUAUUAACUAAUUUUAAGAACUAGAUAAUCGGGCGUUAGUUCGGAAGGAAAACGCAUUUUUUCACGGGACUUUUCUUUACAAAGAAUUUCAGUCCACAGAACGAUUUGCCAAUCAUCAUCGAUGACUUCUAAAGUGUACUUGAUUAUUAUUUUUUGAAAUUAAUACAUACCACAAGACGUGUUCAUAUGAGAUUAUCUGUUUAUUCAAUAUGAAGACUUGUUAUUGUAUUUUCCUUCCAGAACUGUUCGUUUCUUCAAUCCGACUCAAAUAGAAUCGUCACCAUAGUGGAAACAAAAUUGUUGAAUAGUACCAAUAAUUACUGUCGCAUAUAACUAUUUUUGAUAUGGAUGUUUUACAGUCCUUUCCAUAAUUUUAUUUUUUUUCUAGUCAACGAUUUUCAGCGAGAAAUGAGACUUUUUUUUACAGUGCAUCACAAUAAUAGUAUUACUUUUCCAUUUUAAUCCAACAAACGCAAUACCUAAUGAUUGUAAAAUAAUGCAUCUGCUUAGAUGUAACGGAAAUGGGCUCUCAGUGAAUACCUACCUAUCUUAUCAACUGUCAGCUCUGAUUGAGAGACUUCCACAGGGUGUUGCUGCAUUCCAAGUAACGGAAGUCUGUGGCAGAUUCCUUC
Phaedon cochleariae (mustard beetle) is the source of this 4780-nucleotide messenger RNA. The record is from the annotation of a GenBank genome assembly. Lineage: Eukaryota; Metazoa; Arthropoda; Insecta; Coleoptera; Chrysomelidae.